AUGCACCCCCAAAUCUUCUUCAUUAUCGUUCAUCAGUCGGUGGUGAUGACGUUGGCAAUAUUGGGCAAUUUAUUUCUAAUUUUUGUCAUAUUCCGUGGAAAUCAUGCCGUACGACGGCGUAUUUCACCUGUACAGCUUUUAUUACUUCACACCUGCGCUGCCGAUCUGCUCUUCGCCUUGGUCACGUUAGGCACCGAGAUACUGACACUGAACUACUCCAAAUCUUUCUACUUACAAACUUCACUGCUUGAACUCAUUCCAGCUUUCAUAUCCGCACUUCGGCGGCUCGGACUGGUUAUGCAAAGCUAUGCGCUAUGGACAAGUGCUACCACUCUAUGCCAGCCCAUUCUUGUUGGUGGCCAUCAGCGCAGAUCGCUAUCAGGUAUACAUCUUCUCAAGAUGAUCAGCAAAAUGGACCAACGCGUUGGACCUUUGUGUUCCCAUGCCGACGCGCAAAAUUUGAUGAGUAGUUAUAUGAGAACUGGUCAGAUAAUUACUGAUCUGUCACAACUCUUCACGUUGUUCGAUGACGCGCAGCAUCGCGCCGCA
Molecule: messenger RNA, 549 nt
Organism: Ostertagia ostertagi
Lineage: Eukaryota; Metazoa; Nematoda; Chromadorea; Rhabditida; Trichostrongylidae
Source: the annotation of a GenBank genome assembly